Exaiptasia diaphana is the source of this 1341-nucleotide messenger RNA. Its product is annotated as profilin-2. The record is from RefSeq and is a predicted model, not a curated record. Gene Ontology annotation, cellular component: cell cortex. The transcript is spliced from 2 exons. The coding region runs from base 122 to 508 and encodes 128 amino acids. NCBI's taxonomy places the organism in Eukaryota, Metazoa, Cnidaria, Anthozoa, Actiniaria, Aiptasiidae. Gene Ontology annotation, molecular function: actin monomer binding.
GUCGCGAUCUAUGUUGCGUUCUGCGUGACGGUCGUGGCACAAAUACCAAUAUAUAAGCUUUUAGUGUUAAGCUUUAAGUGUAUGUAUAGACACAGCAGGAAUAUUUCACUAUGGCUUUCUGAUGAGUUGGCAGCAGUUUGUUGAUGAAAGUUUGUUGGGAACAAGUCAAGUUGCUAAAGCGUCUAUUCAUGGCCUUGACGGUACAAGAUAUGCCUCAAGUGCUGGAUUCGUGGUACUACCAAGUGAGGCACAAGCAAUUAUUACAGCAAUAACCAAAGAUCCUAGUCCUAUGUACCAGAAGGGUAUUACCCUGAACCGAUCUAAAUAUGUCUUUGUGAAAGUUGAACCAGGAAGAUCACUAAACUGUUCUCAGGGAAAAGAAGGAGCAGUAGCAAUCAAAACAAACAAGUGUUUAUUGAUUGGUGGGUAUACAGAAGGAAUGCAAGCAGGAUCUUGCACUGCUGUUCUGCAAAAGCUGGCUGACUUUUUCCAGGCAAAUGGCUACUAACAAUGACACAGCAAAAUGUUGAUGAAAGUUUGUUGGGAACAAGUUAGAUCCCUAAUAUCCAUCUCAACAAACACAUUGAUAAAGUGGUUUUCUUAAACCUGUGUAACAUUUCCYCACUACAGCUAAUUAAUUCAUUCUUUCUUGUGCACUUUUUUCUUCAAUGUUUCAAUGUAACACACUUUAGUACACUCUGAUAAUUACAACACUUUGUUUCAGAGGUUUAUGAAAACCACCCUAGGUAUCAAAAUGGUGUCAAAUAACAUGCAUCAUUCUAUAAUUAGUGUAAAUCUUUGUACAUUUGUAAAUCAGAGAAAACAAGAACUAAUUCAAAGAGGGGGCCAUAAGGGGGUCUGAAUACUGCAAUACCACAAAAGAAAUAAGGAAAAACAUAUUCCAAAURCUGCAACUAAAUUUAUAAAAAUACAACAGUCAUUUGAAGGACUGAGAUGUUUGAGUGGUAAAUAGAUCUACUAGAGGUCAGCAUGGCAAUUUUAAUGGAUUAGAGGACAGCAUUUUAUUGGUCAAGCAAAUUAGACACUACAUCAGUGGACGCAUAUUAUUUGAAUGCCACAAUACCACAUGUGCCGCAAUGCUAACCCCUAUAACUCUCUCAACAAAGAUGAUUAGCAUAAUAAUCAUUAUACAUGAUGACAUCACAUACUGUUACCGAAGAUUAAUAUUUUUUUAUUUCUAGCUUUUAUCAAUGUAACUUUGAAUGAAAAUGUCAACAAUAUUAUUGGAAAACCACAAGGGCUGGUGUUUGUGUCAUUGUUUUUAGCAUCCAUUAACACUACAUCACCAAUCAUUAAUAAAGAUAUCUUUACAACUGUUAA